Telopea speciosissima is the source of this 1697-nucleotide messenger RNA. RefSeq names its product 4-coumarate--CoA ligase-like 9. Gene Ontology annotation, molecular function: CoA-ligase activity. Bases 20 to 1678 code for a protein of 552 amino acids. The record is from RefSeq and is a predicted model, not a curated record. The transcript has 7 exons. Lineage: Eukaryota; Viridiplantae; Streptophyta; Magnoliopsida; Proteales; Proteaceae.
GUUUGAAUAAGAAAUAGUGAUGAAGGAAACAGGUUGCAAUCUUUCAAUCGAUCCAAUGAGUGGAUUCUGUUCUCAGACUAAGAUCUACUAUAGUCUCAGACCUCCGGUGCCACUUCCGCCGGAGACCCAACCCCUCUCCGCCGCUGCCUACGCCUUAUCUCUUCUUAGCAACACCAACUUAUCGCCGGAAAACACCACCGUACUCAUCGAUUCCGCCACAGGCCACCGCCUCUCCCAUUCCCAAUUCAUCCACCGAGUCAAAGCCCUUUCCGUCAAUCUGCAAACUAAAAUCGGACUCUCCAGAGGUGACACCGCCUUCAUUCUAUCUCCAACGUCCAUUCAAAUCACAAUCCUCUACUUCUCUCUCCUCUCCCUCGGGGUUGUCAUCUCUCCCGCCAACCCAGCCAGCACAAAAUCCGAGAUUUCACACCAAAUUGAGAUAAGCAAACCAGUGAUUGCCUUCGCCACGUCCGCCACCGCCGUGAAGCUCCCUUCUUUCCGCCAUGGCACGGUUCUAUUGGACUCGCCUGAUUUCCAAUCCAUGAUGACGACGACAUCGGGUGCGGAAUCGGAUCUGGUCGAGGUGAAUCAGUUAGACCCGGCAGCGAUUAUGUACUCGUCCGGCACGACAGGACGAGUCAAGGGUGUAGUGUUGACUCACCGGAACCUUAUUGCGUUGAUCGCCGGGUACUAUGCCUCGAGACCGGAGCAGGUUGAGGAGAAUCCACCACCGGCGGUGUUACUGAUUACGUUACCAUUGUUCCAUAUAUUCGGUCUGUUUAUGUGUAUGAGGGCGGUGGCUUUGGCGGAGACGAUGGUGCUGAUGGAGAGGUUCGAUUUCGAAGGGAUGCUGAAAACGAUAGAGGCGUAUAAGGUGGGUUACAUGCCAGUGUCGCCGCCGCUUGUGGUGGCGAUGGCAAAGUCGGAAUUGGUGGAUAAGUAUGAUCUCAGCUCACUACAGGGGGUGGGGAGCGGAGGAGCGCCGCUUGGGAAGGAGGUAACCGAAAGGUUCGCGUCUCGGUUUCCCAACGUGCAAAUAGGACAGGGUUAUGGGUUGACCGAAUCAACAGGGGGAGCAGCAAGGAUGGUAGGGCCUGAAGAGGGAAAGAGAUAUGGCUCUGUUGGCCGACUGGGUGAGAAUCUGGAAGCCAAGAUAGUUGAUCCUGUAACUGGUGAGCCCUUGCCUCCUGGCCAACAGGGAGAGCUUUGGUUACGAGGACCAAUCAUCAUGAGAGGUUAUGCAGGAGAUGACAAGGCAACUGCUUCAACCUUGGACCCAGAGGGUUGGUUAAAAACUGGCGAUCUUUGUUAUUUUGACUCAGAUGGCUUCCUUUUCAUUGUUGAUAGGUUGAAGGAAUUGAUAAAAUACAAAGCAUACCAGGUUCCACCAGCUGAGUUAGAGCAUUUGCUUCAAUCCCAUCCAGAAAUUGCUGAUGCUGCUGUGAUUCCGUACCCAGACGAAGAUGGAGGCCAAAUCCCUAUGGCAUUUAUAGUGAGGAAACCUGGGAGUAAUCUUACUGAAGCCCAAGUAAUGGAUUUUAUAGCUAAACAGGUGGCACCUUACAAGAAGAUACGCCGAGUUGCUUUCAUUAACUCAAUUCCAAAAAAUCCUUCUGGAAAGAUCUUGAGAAGGGAGCUUGUCAGUCGUUCUCUUUCUGGUCCUUCAGCUAAAUUAUGAUCAUUCUUGCAGUUCAAAA